This is a messenger RNA of Closterium sp. NIES-65, 621 nucleotides long. The record is from the annotation of a GenBank genome assembly. Lineage: Eukaryota; Viridiplantae; Streptophyta; Zygnematophyceae; Desmidiales; Closteriaceae.
AUGCUACCGUACCUCUUCUCUGACCUUGCUGCCUUUCCCACAGUUGUCACCCGGCUCCCUGACUCUCUCCGCGUAGUCAAGGACCACUUCCUCUCAGUUUGCCCCACCACUCUCACCGUUGACCUCCUCGAGAAGGCCCUCCUAGCGAUAGAGAAAAGCAUAGUCGCUGUAGGAGCCUCUCGUGGUGACCCUCGCACCCCCGUCUUUGAGGAGUGUUCUCCCUCCCCCCUCUUGCCCUGUGUUGCCUCUGCUGCUGCGUUCGACCUUGUUGGCUUCGAGUCGGUCCGCGCUGCGUCUGCCUCGAGCGGGAGACGCCACACCAGCAAGGGCAAGGGGGUAAAGGGCGCUGGAGGGGCUGGCGGGGGCGAUGGAGGUGGUGGUGGAGGCAGUGGAGAGAGUGGGGGUGCUGGUGGGAGUGGUGCCGCGGGUGGCGGCGGCGGUGGCAGCAGUGGAGGCGGCGGAGGCGGUGGUGGUGGCGGAGGGAGCGGAGGCGGCGGAGGUGGCGGAGGAGGCGGAGGUGGCGGAGGAGGCGGAGGUGGAGGAGGCGGCGGCGACGGCGGCGAUAGUGGAGCGGGUCGCGAGUCUGUGCAGAACAGUGGCUCCGGUGGUGGUCCACGCUAG